AUGGAAGGUAAUGACAUCCAAGCUGAUGUUCCAUUAGUUCCUCUGUCCGCAAUUGACGAACCAAGUAACACGCAAUCCUCAUUUCCUCAUACAAAUAAUAAUAAUUAUCGUGGACGUUCAAACACAGUUUCACCAAUUUCUUUACCAACAAUAGACCUUGGAAUUCGUAGAAGAUCCAGUCGUACAUUAGGUCACAAUUACAACUCACCCACUACAAGGCCUUCAUUAGUAUCUUCAAGAACAUUUAUAGAUCCUUCAAAUCAAUUAUUUCGUGAUGUUGAUUUUCUUGCUCAUGAAUCUCCAAUAACUUCACAACCAAUUCGGAUGCCUUCAUUUUUGAAUAGGAGAAGAAACAACAUGUUACACAAUGAUGAUGUGGUUGAGAUGUCAGAUGUACCAAGACGUGAAAGUUUUACUAAUCAUUCUGCUUCUUCUACUUCUUUGCCAAUUGCGUCAUCAUCUUCGAAUGAAAUUCAAGAAUCGUACGGAAAGAAUUCUAAUAAUCGAGUCAAAUUAAGGCAUACCAAAAGUCUUAGUAGAAUGAGUCAUAUACUCGCAAGAGCUUCCACCCGUGUUGUAAAUAUGUCUAAUACUUCACAAGAUCAACUUGAAAAAGAAGAAGUGGACUUUAAUGUUCAACCCAGAUCUACAAUUCGUAAAAGUUGGAAAAGUAAUCGUUUUCCUGAUAAAAAUGGUUCUAUUUCCGAUGAUAAUUAUCCUUCGCAAGAUAAAUCAAGGAAUUCCUCAUUAGGACAAUCUAAUGGUAGUAACCUUCGUUUGGCUCAGACAUUACAGUCACAAUCUCCAUUGGAAGGAAAUUCUUUAUACAUGUUCGGACCGUCAAAUCCAAUCAGACUCACUUUAUAUGAAAUUUUAAAUCAUCGAUGGGCGGAAUCAAUAAUUUUAGGUCUCAUAAUAGCAAAUAUUUUGUUAUUAAUUAUCGAUGCAUGGGACCCUGUUACAGAAAGUAAUCCGCGUAGAACAAAAUGGGGAUCAUCAGGAAUUGACUAUGCUCUAUUAGUAAUUUAUACAAUAUACACGUUGGAAAUUUUGGCACGUAUUAUAGUAUCAGGAUUGUUAAUAAAUCAAGAGACGACACCAUUUAAAAAAGCAAAAGAUUCUCCGUCUAUAUCACCAAAUGGUUCAAAGCAUGAUGUGAGAGAAACGUCAAUGGAUUUACAAUUUUCACAGUCCUCAAACCAAUAUGUUUCAAGAGUAAUAGCACACAAGUCUGCAAUGAAUACUGCCUUCCUUAGACAUACUUUUAACAGAAUUGAUUUAUUUGCAGUAGUAUCUUAUUGGAUUGAUUUGCUAAUUACUUUAUUGGGAGUUAACCAUUUCUUCUUAUUUAAAGCAACUUCAACCUUAAGAAGUUUCAGAUUAUUGGCUAUUACAAGUGGUAGUGCCACAAUCCUGCAAUCAUUGAAAAAGAGCGCCCCGUUGUUGGUUAAUGUGACAUCAUUUAUUGGAUUUUUCUCUAUAUUAUUAAGUAUAAUUGGGGUACAAUCAUUUAAAGGAUCACUUUCUAGGAGAUGUGUGUGGAUAGAUAUAAAUAAUUCAUCAAAUACUUUUGUACAUGAUGAUCAAUAUUGCGGAGGUUGGAUAGACAAAGAUGGAGUAACAAGAGUAGCUGGUUCAUUUGCUCCUGGUGGAAAAGGAUUUAUUUGUCCCGUUGGUCAAAUGUGCGAGGAAGUCGGAAAUCCUCAUGGCGGAUUGGCAUCUUUUGAUAAUGUAUUUUUUUCCUUGAUUUUAGUUUUUGUUAUUUCAACAAUUCAAAAUUGGACAGAACUUAUGUAUAAUGUGAUGGAUUCAGAGUUUGAUUUCGUGAGCGGUUGGACAUUACAAGAUAUAAGACAGACAACAAAAACAAGUUGGUUAACUCGUAGAAUGGACGAGACCAAAUAUGUUUGGGUUUUUUUAAUAUUUGUUGAUUUAUUUAUAAUGGCAUUUCGAACUUCUAUUAUGCCUCCUCAAAAAGAGAUUAUUUUGGAUCGAGCUGAACUAAUUUUUACAAUAGUAUUUGCGAUUGAAAUCGCUUUGAGAUUAUUUUCAUAUUUGCCAAAAUAUCACUUAUUUUUCCAAUCUACAAAGAAUAUUGUUGAUUUUACAUUAUCUAUUGUAACAUGUAUUAUACAAUUACCUUUUAUUAAAGAAACUGAAGCUUAUCCUUAUUUAACUCUAUUUCAAAUUCUUAGAGUUUAUAGAGUUAUUAUUGCAAUUCCUAGAUUAAGAAAUUUAUUGGUCAGAGUUUUAGGAAGCGUAGCAGGAUUUGCAAAUCUAGUGUUGUUUAUUUUCAUCGUUAAUUUCAUUUCCGCCAUAAUUGGAGUGCAAUUGUUAAGAGGGUCUAUUCCAAACGAAAAAGUAAUGAGAUUUAGUGAUAUUUUUAAUAGUUUUUUGGCCCUAAAUCAGUUAUUUUCAGGCGAAGAUUGGACAAAUGUAUUAUAUGAUACGAUGCAGUUUGAAUCUGAAAAAGGAAGUAAUGGCACUGCCAUAAUAGCUGUUAUAUUCUUAAUUAUAUAUGUAUUCUUAUCAAACUUUAUUCUGUUGACUAUGUUCAUUGCUGUCUUGCAGGAGAAUUUUGAGAUUGCCGAAGAACAAAAACAUAAAAUACAGCUGCAAAAAUUUAAACGUAAUGUUGAUUCAACUGAAAAGAAAGAUGAUGUUAUUGAUAGGUGGAAUUUUUAUAAAUAUUUCCAGGCCAAGCCAAAAGCUUUAGCUGUAGAAAGUAUCCCAUCUAAUUUGAUCUUGCAUACACAAAAAAGCCGAGUAAGGGAUUUUUUGACAGAUAGUGAUAAUUUUACCGAAAAAAAGAAUUUUAUUGAGAAUGAAUAUAAGAAAACUUCAACCAAUUUUGUAAUUCGUCUAAAACGAUAUUUUGGUUAUAAUGAAGAGAUUAAUAAAACACCUUUACUUGGAAGUAGAAGAGGUUCAAAUUUCGAUGAUGUUCAUGGAACGAAUGACAUUGGUGAACCUACUAUUGAUAAACCUAUGGAAGCAUUUUUAGAUGAUUUUCAAGAACGUCAAGCUAUCAAAGCUGAUUUCUUGGCCGCUCACCCAAAUUAUGAUGCAUCACUUUGGUUUUUAUCACCUCGUAAUCGAUUUCGAAGAUUCUGUCAACUUCUUGUUCAAUCUAGUCAUGAUGAUCGUGUUUAUGGUACACCACCCUCACAAACAUGGAGUUUUGUAUUCAGUGUAUUCAUCUAUUUAUGUAUUAUUGCAAGUGUUAUUCUUGCCGCAUAUGCGAAUCUGUCAUAUCAAAAGGAAUAUUUCAACCAAUAUGGUGACAAAGGAAGUACAUGGUUUUGGAUUACAGAUGUUGUAUUUACUGGUAUCUUUACUGUAGAAUUCUUUAUUAAAAUAAUUGCCGAUGGAUUUCUUUUAACACCAAAUGCAUAUUUACUUAAUGUUUGGAAUCAAUUAGAUUUUUUUGUGCUUAUUACACUUUACAUUAACAUUUCAAUUGCGGCAACAAGUACUGGAGGCGUUGCAAGAACCGUUCGUGCAUUUAAAGCUUUGCGUGCACUUCGAUUGAUUAAUCUAUCUAGCUCAGUGAAAGAUACAUUUUAUUCUAUUUUAAUUGCGGGGGCUCCACGUAUUAUUGAUGCCGCUUUGCUUUCUAUAAGUUUAGUCAUACCUUUUGCAAUUUAUGGGGUUAAUAUUUUUGCUGGACUGUUCUUUUCCUGUAAUGAUAAUAAUGAAAACGGUAUUAUAGAAAAAAGUCAAUGCGUAGAUGAAUUUGAGAAUGAGAUUUAUAAUUUUCCUGUGUUAAUGCCAAGAGUAUGGGCUAAUCCUUUUGGAUAUAAUUUUGAUAACUUUAAAUCGGCUUUACUUAUAUUAUUUGAAAUUAUUUCAGGAGAAGGAUGGAUAGAUGUCAUGGUAACAUCUAUGAACAUUGUGAGACGAGAUUUUAAUUCGGAACAAGAUCAUUCUAAGUGGAAUGCAUUGUUUUUUAUGAUUUUUAAUCUUGCGGGCUCUGUGUUCAUUUUGACGUUAUUUAUAAGUGUAAUCAUUUCUAAUUAUCAAUCGAAAUCUGGUACGGCCUAUCUGACCGCUGAUCAGAAACGAUGGAUUGAUUUGAAGAAAUUAUUGAAACAGAUUACGCCCUCAAAGAUUCCAAAGAAACGGCCCAGUAAUAAUUUUAGAGCUCUUUGUUUUGAUUAUGCUACAGAAAAGCGAGGAAUACUUUCAAAAACCAUGAGUGUCAUUUAUAUUUUGCAUAUCUUAUUGUUGAUGACUGAAGCAAAGAGUGCUCCUCCAAUUUGGGAUAAAAUUAGAGAAAUCCUUUUUGUUAUUCUUAUUAUAAUAUAUAUGAUGGAAUUUUCUAUCAAAGCCAUUGGUUUAGGAUGGAAAGUGUUUCAAAAUAAAUGGAAUUUAUUUGAUUUUCUCGUGGUUAUUGGAGCUGCAGCAACAACAAUCCCAAUUUUGAAAAGCGAUGUGAUGAAUCAAUUAUUUAAAAAUAUGGUCGGAAGUUUACCAUCAAUUUUCAAUUUAUUUGCAGUUUGGUCUAUCAUUUUUGUUGUGUAUGCUAUCAUGUUUAUGGAAAUAUUUGGUUUAACAAAAUAUGGAAAAAGUGGAGGUGAACAUGUAAACUUUAGGCAGUUCCCAACCGCAAUGAUAACACUGAUUAGAAUGUCAACUGGAGAAGGCUGGAAUGCAAUUAUGCAUGAUUUUUCAGUUGAACCGCCAGAAUGUGUAGCAAGCAACAACUUGUAUAAUUCAGAUUGUGGAAAAGCUUGGAAAUCAGUCGAUUUUGAUAGAACUGGAUAUAUAAAAAGCAAUGAAAUUUCAAAAUUCUUUUCGAAACUUGAAGGAUCAUUUCAAGUACGAAUUUAUCAAGAUGAAUUUCUUAUUCCAAACCUUAUAAAAAACACUCGUGUUAUUAAAAAUUUAGAAUCAGGGCAAUUAUGGGGUAGUAGUAAGCAAAGAAGUAACCUUGAAGUUGAAAAUCUUGAUAUCAAAAAAUUGGAACAUAGUUUAUCAAAGAUUAAUUUGAAUCAAGUGUAUAAGCGAAGAAAAAUUUAUAAUCAAUUAUAUCAAGAAGCAUUAUUAUCAGUUGAAAAAGAUUCAAAUGGAAAUGAAAAGGGAAUUUCAUUCACUAGUAUGCUUAUAAUGCUUGCUCAUUAUAAGUUAAUUAAUGAUGAUAAAUGCUUAGAGAUUCACGAGUAUAUAAAACGUAAAGAAAAGUUAGAAAAAGUUAUUGAUAACGUAAAUAAGGAUCGUGUAAAAUCUUUAUUACGUACAAUUUAUUGGCAUAAAAAAUUCAAAGCAAUUAAAGAGGAACGAUUAAGGAGUGAAAGAAUGAGUGAGAUGGUUGGAAGUAUUGACGUCCCACGUAUUAUGGUUAAUGAUUCUGAUGCACAAAAUCUAAGAAUUGACACGAGUUUAAAUAUUAAUUCACAAAUAAAUAACUUAAGAGAAGCUUCAAGCCCAAUAUCUUCUAUUGGUACACCAAUAUCACCUCAAAUAACCGGAUCGUCCGGUUCUUCCAAUUCACCUGGAUCACCUAAUUCCACUAAUUCUGAUCAUAUUUCAGAAUAUUUUGCGUUAAGAACUUCACUUGGAUACGUUUAUGGAGAACAUUCUUCAAGAAUAUCAAGUGAUAUUAUCGAAGAAGAAAAAUUGUUAAGAGAAAGUUGGAAUUCAAUUGAUGCUAAUACAGAAAUGGAUGAUCAAACUGCUGAUCAGUUAAUAAAUAAUUUACAAAGUAAUUACUGGCAUAGAAAUGUCGAAUCAUGA
Funneliformis caledonium is the source of this 5736-nucleotide messenger RNA. NCBI's taxonomy places the organism in Eukaryota, Fungi, Glomeromycota, Glomeromycetes, Glomerales, Glomeraceae. The record is from the annotation of a GenBank genome assembly.